This is a messenger RNA of Ochotona curzoniae (black-lipped pika), 1168 nucleotides long. It is a transcript of the gene HOXA2, whose product is annotated as homeobox A2. Gene Ontology annotation, molecular function: DNA binding; DNA-binding transcription factor activity, RNA polymerase II-specific. The record is from RefSeq and is a predicted model, not a curated record. NCBI's taxonomy places the organism in Eukaryota, Metazoa, Chordata, Mammalia, Lagomorpha, Ochotonidae. The transcript is spliced from 2 exons. Bases 1 to 1140 code for a protein of 379 amino acids. Gene Ontology annotation, biological process: regulation of DNA-templated transcription.
AUGAAUUACGAAUUUGAGCGAGAGAUUGGUUUUAUCAAUAGCCAGCCGUCGCUCGCUGAGUGCCUGACAUCUUUUCCCCCUGUCGCUGAUACAUUUCAAAGUUCAUCAAUCAAGACCUCGACGCUUUCACACUCGACACUGAUUCCUCCUCCUUUUGAGCACACCAUUCCCAGCCUGAACCCGGGCAGUCACCCUCGCCACGGCGCCGGCGGCCGCGCCAAGCCGAGCCCCGCGGGCAGCCGCGGCAGCCCGGUUCCCAGCGGCGCCCUGCAGCCGCCCGAGUACCCCUGGAUGAAGGAGAAGAAGGCGGCUAAGAAAACCGCCCUGCCGCCCGCCGCCGCCGCCGCCGCAGCAGCAGCAGCCACCGCCACCACCGGCCCUGCCUGCCUCGGCCACAAAGAGUCCCUGGACAUCGCCGACGGCAGCGGCGGAGGCUCCAGGCGCCUGAGGACUGCCUACACCAACACGCAGCUGCUGGAGCUGGAGAAAGAAUUCCACUUCAACAAGUACCUCUGCAGGCCGCGCAGGGUGGAGAUCGCCGCGCUACUGGAUCUGACGGAGAGACAAGUCAAAGUGUGGUUCCAGAACCGCAGGAUGAAACACAAACGGCAGACUCAGUGCAAGGAGAACCAGAACGGCGACGGGAAGUUUAAGAGCCUCGAGGACUCGGAGAAGGCGGAGGAGGACGAGGAGGAAAAGUCUCUCUUUGAGCAAGCCCUGGGCGUCUCGGGGGCGCUCCUGGAGAGGGAUGGCUACACUUGUCAGCAGAACGGCCUCUCCCAGCAGCAGGCGCCUAACGGACACAAUGGCGACUCCCAAAGUUUCCCAGUCUCGCCUUUAACCAGCAAUGAGAAAAAUCUGAAACAUUUUCAGCACCAGUCACCCACUGUUCCCAACUGCUUGUCAACAAUGGGCCAGAACUGUGGCGCGGGCCUCAACAAUGACAGCCCCGAGGCCCUGGACGCGCCCUCUUUGCAGGACUUCGCAGUCUUCGCUGCAGACUCCUGCUUGCAGCUCUCCGAGGCCGUCUCUCCCAGCCUGCCAGGCUCCCUCGACAGCCCCAUGGAUCUCUCCGCUGACAGCUUUGACUUUUUCACCGACACACUGACCACCAUCGACCUACAGCAUCUGAAUUACUAAAACACAGUGGAGCCGAACAAAGCGCCAC